AUGUCACUCGCAGACAAUCGCGCCCUGCGCAUCCUCGACCAUGCCGCCGACAACCACUACGCCGUCCCAGCAAUGUGCUGCUACAACGUGGAGGGAAUUCUAGCCACAGUCCGUGCAGCCGAAGCCAAGCGUUCACCAGCAAUGAUCCUCCUCUUCCCCUGGGCCGUGAACUACGCCGACGGAAUCCUAGUUCACGCAGCCGCAGAAGCCACACGGAACGCCUCAGUCCCUGUAACAGUGCACAUGGACCAUGCGCAAACACCUGAAAUGAUCCGCCGUGCUGCAGACCUAGGUGGCUUUGACAGUAUCAUGGUCGAUAUGUCGCACUAUGAGAAAGAAGAGAACCUAGCUUUAACGCGCGAACUGACGGCUUAUUGCCACGAGCGCGGGAUUGCUACAGAAGCGGAACCGGGGCGUAUUGAGGGCGGGGAGGAUGGUGUUGCUGAUACUGCUGAUCUGGAGGGUUUGUUGACAACACCGGAGGAGAGUCAGGAGUUCGUCAAUACUGGAAUUAAUUGGUUGGCACCGGCUUUUGGAAACGUGCAUGGCGAGUAUGGGCCUCGUGGGAUCCAGCUCGAGUAUGAUCGACUACAGUCUAUUAAUGAGACUGUUGGUGGCCAGGUGCGCCUUGUUCUACAUGGAGCGGAUCCCUUCAACAAGGAGAUCUUCCAGAAGUGCAUCGAGUGUGGUGUUUCGAAGAUCAAUAUUAAUAAGGUGCUGAAUAAUCCUUAUAUCAAGGUUCAAAAGGAGAAGGCUGGGAAUGUGCCUCUGACUACAUUGCUGGAAGAGACCACGAAUGCUAUGCAGGAGGCUGUGGAGAGAUGUAUUGAGAUGCUGGGUUCCGAGGCAAGGUAUCCUUGA
This is a messenger RNA of Penicillium taxi, 861 nucleotides long. RefSeq names its product class II fructose-bisphosphate aldolase. Gene Ontology annotation, biological process: carbohydrate metabolic process. The transcript has a single exon. Gene Ontology annotation, molecular function: aldehyde-lyase activity; zinc ion binding. Lineage: Eukaryota; Fungi; Ascomycota; Eurotiomycetes; Eurotiales; Aspergillaceae. The record is from RefSeq and is a predicted model, not a curated record. Bases 1 to 861 code for a protein of 286 amino acids.